Messenger RNA from Filobasidium floriforme, 1297 nucleotides. Its product is annotated as NmrA-like family-domain-containing protein. Lineage: Eukaryota; Fungi; Basidiomycota; Tremellomycetes; Filobasidiales; Filobasidiaceae. The transcript is spliced from 3 exons. Bases 332 to 1240 code for a protein of 302 amino acids. The record is from RefSeq and is a predicted model, not a curated record.
UUUCACCAACCCGCGCCCGCGUUACAACGGGCGCUGUUGAUCGAUUACAAACGCCGUUCGUUGCUUGGUAAAUCUUCCAUCUACCAGUACACAUGUGGUUGAUAUGACCAUCUUAAUAUUCACCGUAGUUGGUCAUCAAAACACCUUCUAUUGAGCGCACUCGGCAUAUCUCAAUAGGUCUUCACGUCGGAGUGUUUAUAUAGGCUGGUCGAAAUCUGGACACCACUGAAAAGAAUGUCGAUAAAAGAUCAUCCGCACACAAGCCUUAGAACAGACGUCUAUCCAAUCCACCGAUCAAUCAACUAAACCUCACAAUUACGACACAAUCGAGAUGUCGACCCAAGGAAUUGCUUCUGAACAAAGAGUCUUCGCGGUCGCUGGCGGCGUGGGAGGUGGAGAGUUCCCCUCGGCCAGCCUCGGCAACUACGUCGUCAAAGCGCUCUUGGCCAAAGGGAACGAAGUCAGGGUCCUCGCCAGAAGUCACUCGCUCGAGUCUCCCGCUGCCAAGGACUUAGUAGAGACCGGCGCAAGGGUCAUCGCUGUCGACUAUGGCUCUCAGUCGGAUCUCGACGAAGCGUUGAAAGGAGUCCACGUCGUCGUGUCCGCUCUCAACCCGUCGGCCGUCCAAGCGCAACAUGCAUUGGCAGAUGCUUCGAAGCGAUGCGGUGUCGAGCUGUUGCUACCUGCCGAGUACGGGCCUAACAGCCUGGAGAUCGACGAACAGGUGGACUUCCCCGUAUGGGGCAAGCAGGCUUACAGGCAGUACCUCGAAACCAUUGGCCUCCCCUACUAUGCCGUCUUCUGCGGGCUUUUCGCCGAGUGGGCCGAGGGCUUCAUCUUGGGCGCCGAGCCUGAGAAGAACGAAGCUCGGAUCGUCGGGAAGGGUGACAAGAAGAUCAGCUUUACGGCCUUAGACGACGUCGCCGAGUUUAUCGCGGUGACAAUUACCACGCUUCCGAUCUCUAAGCUAUCCAACGUCUGUGUGGGUAUCUCUGGCAGCGAUAGAACCUGGAACGAGAUUGCCGAAUUCCUUCAAAAGAAGCGACCCGAACUCAAGGUCAUCCACGAAUCUGUCGCCGAUACCGAAGCAGAGUUCGCCGAGACUAAGAAUACACUCCUCUGGAUCAAGUUGCAUAUGGCUAAAGGGCUGGGAACAGGCGAGGGGUUGCAAGGCUUGACAGCCAAGUCGCGAGAGCUUUACCCUGAGUGGAAGCCUCGAAGUGUGGAGGAGUUUCUCUAGAUCAAUUCUCGUCGAGACCGUUUGAGAUCGUAAGCGGGGCCGGCAGGAGCGUGGCCU